This is a messenger RNA of Diaporthe citri, 2334 nucleotides long. RefSeq lists its product as uncharacterized. The record is from RefSeq and is a predicted model, not a curated record. The coding region runs from base 1 to 2334 and encodes 777 amino acids. The transcript has 3 exons. NCBI's taxonomy places the organism in Eukaryota, Fungi, Ascomycota, Sordariomycetes, Diaporthales, Diaporthaceae. Gene Ontology annotation, cellular component: SBF transcription complex; MBF transcription complex. Gene Ontology annotation, molecular function: transcription coactivator activity; protein binding; DNA binding.
AUGGACGACGACCAUCUCCCCCAGAUCUAUUCUUCCGUCUACUCCGGCGUCGAAGUCUACGAGAUGGAGGUCAACGCCGUCGCCGUCAUGCGCCGCCGUCACGAUAGCUGUCUCAAUGCCACUCAGAUUCUCAAAGUUGCCGGCUUGGAUAAAGGGAAACGAACAAAGAUCCUUGAGAAGGAGAUUCAAACCGGCGACCACGAGAAGGUCCAGGGCGGCUACGGCAAAUACCAAGGCACCUGGAUAUCCUAUGAUCGAGGUGUCCAGGUCUGUCGCCAGUACGGUGUCGAGGACCUCCUCCGGCCACUGCUCACAUACGACAUGGGCCAGGAUGGCACUGCUGCGGGCCGCGGCGACCUCAAUACCCCAACCAAGGAGCAGGCCAUGGCUGCCCAGAGGAAAAGGCUCUACAGCCAGCCGAUCAACAACAGAUCCAACAGCAUGUCCGGCACAUUCUUCAAGAAUAUAUCAUCCACCGCAUCCAACGCCGUUGCCGCCAUCAGCAAAGCCAGGCUCGGCUCGCCGGGGCCCAGAAGCCGCGGUGGUCUCUCGAGGGCCCCCAGCUUCAACCGCCAGCCCUCUGCCUCUAUGCAGAGCGUGGAUGACUUCCCGGGCAACUCGCAGCAGAGCUUCACCUCUGAUCUCGGCAGGAAUGGCGACUCCGCAUACUCUGCACAACGUAACAACGCGCAGCCAAUGAGCAUCGACGGCGCUGAGCCCCCUAGGAAGAGACCGAGGGUCGCGGUGACACCAGCAGAUAGCUUUGGCCAGUCGCAAUCCCAAUCCCAGUCCCAGUCCCAGUCGCAGAGCAUGUACAUGAGCGCCGACAACUUCCCAGGCUCCCCCACCGAGCCUAACGAGUCCUUCAUCUACUCUCAACAUGGUCUGAAUCUGCAUCAGGUCGAGGACCAUGACGGUGUUUCUCCUCUUCCACCAUUACCAUACGACGAGUCUGUGGAUGCCGAGGCCACCCGCAAAACACUCCUGACCCUUUUCGCGGAGCCCGCGGAGCCUGAUGCGUUUGAGGAGCUGCGGUCCUUGACUCCCUCGGAGUUGGAUAUGCCCAUCGACAGCCAGCACCACACUGCGUUGCACUGGGCCGCCACGCUGUCGCGCAUGAGCAUUGUUCAGGCCUUGAUCAGACAUGGAGCCAAUCCCUUCAGGGUCAACUCUGAAGGUCAGACUGCCCUCAUGCGCGCGGUCAUCGUCACAAACUCUCACGACAACUUCUCCUUCCCUGAACUGCUGGACCUGCUUGGCCACACCCUUGAAGUGGCGGACAACAAAGGUCGCACAGUACUGCAUCACGUCGUCGUCACAAGCGCCAUAGAACGUCGGCAUGCCACGAGUAAAUACUACCUCGACUGUCUGCUCGAGUGGGUUGUCCGCCAGGGUAGCGCCCCGAGCAGUCAGGAUCAUGCGGCGAACUCCACCAGGCCCCCGUCAAGUAACGGCCACAAAAUAGGUCUGGGUCGAUUCAUGAUCGAGGUGGUCAACGCCCAGGACAAGGCAGGCGACACGGCACUAAAUCUGGCUGCUCGAAUUUCGAACCGCAGCAUCAUCUCACAGCUUCUCGAGGUGCAUGCUGACCCUUCAAUACCAAAUCGUGUCGGCUUGAGACCCGUAGAUUUCGGGAUCGGCGAGCUGCCCGAGGCGGAGAGGGAGGUCGAGGACGUGGCAAAGACCGAUCUGGCGGUGAGCACGCAAAGGAGCAAGGAGAGCAGCGAUGAUAUUGUGGAAUCCAUGAAAGACCUGCUGGGAGAGACAGCCGCGAUCGCGCAAGAAGAGCUGAGGGCGAAGCAGGAUACCCUUGAUGAGCUCCAGACAGCGCUGAGAGCAAACUCGUCAAGGCUUGCGGAGACGCGGCGGAACCUCGACGUUGUCAAGGACAAGGCAAAGCAGCAGCAACUCAACCGACAACAGGUUGCAAAUCUGUCUCGCGAGCUGGAAAGUCUCCAAUACCGCAUGGGCCACAUGGACAACGAACAGGCUGCCUCACAGAGCAACUCUGCCGCAGCUUGGGAGGACGAACUCGAGAGGACCCUAAGCUCGGCCGAACACCAGCCUGCGUUGCCGGAUGCUAAUAUCCUCCGCGCCCGCCUGAAAGCAACGACUGAUAUUCUUAACACAAUGCAAGAUAAGGUAUCCAACCUGAAAGGCACGAGCCGAGAUAUCGAGUACAAGUACAGGCGCCUGGUUGCCCUGGCGGCCAACUGUCCCGAGAGCCAAGUUGACGACUUGCUUGAGGGCCUGGUCCGGGCCGUGGAGAGUGAGAAGGGAGAACUGGAGAUUGGCCGGGUGCGGAAGUUCCUGGGCGGUGUUGACGGUCCAUAG